AUGUCUUCAUCCAGAGGAAACAAGCCACGAGCCGGUCCGCUGCCAAACGACGCCAAGAGCGGACCAAAGGGGGAAGCAAUGACGCCCAUUCCCUCUGCCUCACUGAUCGUCCUAUGUCCACCGACCUCCACUUCAGAGUCCUCGGAGGGCAAUAGUAGCAGCAAUGGAGGGAGUUCAGGCGGAUCCAGUGGUCUGACUACCCUCAUGCUGCAGCGCUCCGCACGUAUGGGCUCUUCCUUUCGCUCCGCCGUCGUCUUUCCCGGAGGAGCCCUUGAUCUAGCUGAUCAGGACGCCGUCACAGACUCUAGAGGGACAGAGACACUCGAAGAAGAAGCGACUCGUAUGGCUGCACUGCAAAUCUGCUCGCUCAGAGAGACAUUCGAGGAAACGGGACUGCUGCUCUUGCCGAGCGAACGAGGGAGGAAAGAGGGAGGAGGAGAGGAGAUACCUUGGAGUCGGGCGGUGGGACAUCGUGAGGCGGGUUUGAGCGUAGAAGAAUGGCGAGAUUGGAGAGAAAAGGUUCAUCAAGACGCGUCGACCUUCCGACCCUUCCUGACCCAAAUCGCCAAGAACCUCCAAAUUGUCCCUCCUCCCUCAUCUCCUUCCUCGCUCCCUCUUCCACCCCUCACCUACUUCUCCCACUGGAUCACCCCCCGCUCCGUCGUCCGCCCCGGAAAGCGCUUCUCUGCCCACUUUUUCCUAACAGUUCUGGAUCUCCCUCCAAGUCGCGCCGCCAGCCUCGCCGCAGACUUAUCCGCCGAUGGCACAGAGACGCUCUCUUUACGUCUGAGUAAGCCGGAGGAGUUUGUACGCGAGGCACUCGAGGAUAGACUGGUGCUCUACCCACCGCAGUUCUACAUUCUGGCAGAUCUGGCCAUGCUGGGCGGGGGAGAGGCGCCGGGCGCGAUGGCGAGCUUCGAGGAGCGGGUGGGGAGGCUGAGACCGCUGGCCUUUGGUGGCUCUGUUGGGGGCCAGGAGCAGUCCACCCCUAGUGAAGCCUCUCAAGGCUCUUCACCCUCUGCCUCCGCUUCUAGCCGGAGACCCUCCUCUCCAAAGCCUACAGCGGUGGAAGAGGAACCCCGCGACCUGCCUCCAGGGAUGAACUAUGCCUGGGAUCGACACACACCCAAGGAUUCCGUCACCGGCUGGGUCGCUACCGAAAGCGCUAGCACCUCGCAGCGCAAGGGUUCCAGCCGCCCAUCGGGGAGGAUCACAUCCGUCGAGCCUCGCGCACUACCGAAGCUGGGCGGAAGCAAACCCAAGAGUAUGCCUGCGCUAGACUUUGGCAAGUGGGAACCUGGAGAGAUCAAGGACGCCGAAAAGGAGAGCAAGAGCCAGAGUCAGAGUCAGAGCAAGAGCAAGAGCGGGGAGGAAGAAGAGGCCGAAGCGCCUUUUAUCUUCCCUCUUGUCCUACCAGGGGAUCAUCGUGCCUCUCCUACUCGACAAGCUCUUCCUCCUUCCUCUUCCUCUGCAAGGCCCAAAUCAUCUCCCUCUGCCUCUCCCUCUCCCUUCUCGAAGUCCACUCUCCCACCCCUCAAUAGGGUGUACGUCUCUCCGCGCUCCCACGAGGACGGCGGUGGAUUGGUGGCCUCGGGCGCGGUAAGGAGAGGUCUGCCCGGCUUGCGUGAUUGGAGAGUGGGAGUAGGGUUGGUAGAGGAUGAGCGUGCCGACGCAGGAGUGGGACAUGGUGUUGGGAAGAAAGGGAAACUGUAG
Microstroma glucosiphilum is the source of this 1713-nucleotide messenger RNA. RefSeq lists its product as hypothetical. Gene Ontology annotation, molecular function: hydrolase activity, acting on acid anhydrides, in phosphorus-containing anhydrides. Lineage: Eukaryota; Fungi; Basidiomycota; Exobasidiomycetes; Microstromatales; Microstromataceae. The transcript is spliced from 2 exons. Bases 1 to 1713 code for a protein of 570 amino acids. Gene Ontology annotation, cellular component: mitochondrion. The record is from RefSeq and is a predicted model, not a curated record.